This is a messenger RNA of Chroicocephalus ridibundus (black-headed gull), 3982 nucleotides long. It is a transcript of the gene BCKDK, whose product is annotated as branched chain keto acid dehydrogenase kinase. The transcript has 12 exons. The coding region runs from base 1118 to 2326 and encodes 402 amino acids. Lineage: Eukaryota; Metazoa; Chordata; Aves; Charadriiformes; Laridae. Gene Ontology annotation, cellular component: mitochondrion. Gene Ontology annotation, molecular function: pyruvate dehydrogenase (acetyl-transferring) kinase activity. Gene Ontology annotation, biological process: protein phosphorylation; regulation of glucose metabolic process. The record is from RefSeq and is a predicted model, not a curated record.
GACCCAGGCAUGUGGGACCCCCCAUGAGGGACCCAAGUGUGGGGGGACCCCUUUAAGGCUCCCCCAUAAGGGACCCAGGCGUUGAGGACCCACCCCAUGAGGGACCCAAGUUGGUGGGGGGGGGCCCUUGCAGCCCCCCAAUAAGGGACCCAGGUGUCUGGGACCCCUUGAUUGCCCCCUCACAAGGGGCCUGGGCGUUGGGGACCCCCCUCAUGAGGGACCCAAGUGGGGGGGGACCCCCUUGCAGCCCCCCAAUAAGGGACCCAGCCAUGUGGGACCACCUCAUGGGAGACCCUCAUGUGGGGGGACCCCCUUACAGCCCCCCAAUAAGGGACUCAGCCAUUGGGGACCCCCCCCAUGAGGGGCCCAGGUAUGGGGGGACCCCCUUACAGCCCCCCAAUAAGGGACCCGGGUGUUGGGGACCCCCCCAUGAGGGACCCAGGCCUCUGGGACCCCCUUCCCCUCCCCUAAUAAGGCACCCAGUUCUCUGGGACCCCCCCCCAUGAGGGACCUCAGUGCAGGGGAACCCCCUUGCAGCCCCCCAACAAGGGAUCCAGGCCUCUGGGACUCCCCCAUGAGGGCCCAGGUAUGUGGGGAGCCCCUUACAGCCCCCCCAGUAAGGGGCCCAGGCAUGUGGGUCCCCCUCAUGAGGGACUCAAGUGCGGGGGGACCCCCUUGCAGCCCCCCAGUAAGGGACCCGGACCUCUGGGACCCCCUCACGAGGGAGCCAGGGAUCUGGGGACCCCUUCCCCCCCCACGACCCUAAGGGACCCAGGCACCGGGGAGCCCCUCCCGAGGGCCCCAGCCGCCUGGGGGGGUUCCCCCCACACCCUUCCACCGACCCCCCACUAACGCACCGGCGGAGCAGGGCCCGGGGGCCUCCUGUCACCUCCCGGGACUCCAUUUCCCGUCGGGCCUCGCAAAAUGGCGCCGCCCCCUCCCACAAAAUGGCGCCGGGGCCGUUCCCGCCCUUCGGCGCGGCGCGUGCGCAGUGCCCCGCCCCUCCCCGGUCGGGCCGAACCAUUCUGAGGGGAGCGGGGGGGGGGGGUGGCAGCGGACGGGGCCACGCUGAGGGGAGCCGGGGGGGGACUCGGACGCCUGGGUCCGCUGGCUGGAGAUGCUGCGGCGGGUUUUGGGGGGCCGGCGAGGGGGGGCUCUGCCCCCCCUUCCCCCCACCCGGGCAGCCGCCGACCAAACGCCGCCUGACCUGGCCCGGGAGCGCUCCAAAGCCGUCACCUCCUUCUACCACCAGCCCGCCAUCGACGUCGCCGCCGAGAAGCCCUCGGUGCGCUUGACCCCCACCACCAUGUUGUACUCGGGGCGCUCGCAGGACGGCAGCCACAUCCUGAAAAGCGCCCGCUACCUCCAGCAAGAGCUGCCGGUGCGCAUCGCCCACCGCAUCAAGGGCUUCCGCAGCCUCCCCUUCAUCAUCGGCUGCAACCCCACCAUCCUCCACGUGCACGAGCUGUACAUCCGUGCCUUCCAGAAGCUCAGCGAUUUCCCGCCUAUCCAGGCGCGGGGAGACGAGGCACGGUACUGCGCCCUGCUGCGGCAGCUGCUGGAGGACCACAAGGACGUGGUGACGCUCUUGGCCGAGGGGCUGCGCGAGUGUCGCCGUCACAUCCAGGACGAGCGCAUGCUGCGGCCUUUCCUGGACAAGACGCUGACGUCGCGGCUGGGGAUGCGGAUGUUGGCCGCCCACCACCUGGCCCUGCACGAGGACAAGCCCGACUUCGUGGGCAUCAUCUGCACCCGCCUCUCCCCAAAGAAGCUCAUCGAGAAGUGGGUCGACUUCGCCCGGCGGCUGUGCGAGCACCAGUACGGGAACGCGCCGCGGGUGCGCAUCAACGGGCACGUGGCGGCGCGGUUCCCCUUCAUCCCCCUGCCCCUCGACUACGUCCUGCCCGAGCUGCUCAAGAACGCCAUGAGGGCGACGAUGGAGUCCCACCUCGACACCCCCUACAACGUCCCCGACAUCGUGGUCACCAUCGCCAACAACGACAUCGACCUCGUCAUCCGGAUCUCUGACCGGGGCGGUGGCAUCCCCCACGACCUCCUGGACAAGGUGACCGAGUACCACUUCAGCACGGCCGAGGCCAGCGCCCAGGACCCCCGCUUGGGGGGCCCCUUCCGCAACCUCCUGGACUUCAGCAACAGCGGCCAGGCCUGCCCCAUGCACGGGUUCGGGUUCGGGCUGCCCACCUCGAGGGCCUACGCCGAGUACUUGGGGGGCUCGCUCUGCCUGCAGUCGCUGCAGGGGGUGGGCACCGACGUCUACCUGCGCCUGCGUCACAUCGACGGCAAGGGGGAGAGCUUCCGAAUCUAGGGGGAGCCCGGACGCCUGGGUUCCUCCUGCCACCACCGCCCCACACGCCUGGGGCCCGGAGACCCCAAUGUUGGACGUUCAUCGUUGGGGAGGUCAAGGUUCUUCUGGAGAACCCCCCCACGUUGGAUGUUCAUCGUCGCGGAGGUCAAGGUUCCUCUGGAGAACCCCCCCACGUUGGACGUUCAUCGUCGUGGAGGUCAAGGUUCUUCUGGAGAACCCUCCCAUAUUGGACAUUCAUCGUCACGGAGGUCAAGGUUCUUCUGGAGAACCCCCCCACGUUGGACGUUCAUUGUCAGGGAGGUCAAGGUUCUUCUGGAGAACCCCCCCACGUUGGACAUUCAUCGUUGCGGAGGUCAAGGUUCCUCUGCAGAACCCCCCUGUGUCGGACAUUGAGCAUCAUGGGCAUCAAGGUUCCUCCAGAACCCCUCCAUGUUGGACGUUCAUCGUCAUGGAGUUCAAGGUUCUUCUGGAGAACCCUCCCAUAUUGGAUGUUCACCGUCAUGGAGAUCAAGGUGCUCCUGGAGAACCUCCCCACGUUGGACGUUCACCAUCAUGGAGAUCAAGGUGCUCCUGGAGAACCUCCCCACGUUGGACGUUCACCAUCAUGGAGGUCACGGAACCUCCCCACGUUGGACGUUCAUCGUCUCGGAUGUCAUGGUCCUCCUGGAGAACCUCCCCACGUUGGACGUUCACUGUCAUGGAGGUCACGGAACCUCCCCACGUUGGACGUUCACCAUCAUGGAGGUCACGGAACCUCCUCACGUUGGACAUUCAUCGUCUCGGACAUCAUGGUCCUCCUGGAGAACCUCCCCACGUUGGACGUUCACCAUCAUGGAGGUCACGGAACCUCCCCACGUUGGACGUUCACCAUCAUGGAGGUCACGGAACCUCCCCACGCUGGACAUUCAUCGUCUCGGACGUCAUGGUCCUCCUGGAGAACCUCCCCACGUUGGACGUUCACCAUCAUGGAGGUCACAGAACCUCCCCAUGUUGGACGUUCACCAUCAUGGAGGUCACGGAACCUCCUCACGUUGGACAUUCAUCGUCUCGGACGUCAUGGUCCUCCUGGAGAACCUCCCCACGUUGGACGUUCACCAUCAUGGAGGUCACGGAACCUCCCCACGUUGGACGUUCACCAUCAUGGAGGUCACGGAACCUCCCCACGCUGGACAUUCAUCGUCUCGGACGUCAUGGUCCUCCUGGAGAACCUCCCCACGUUGGACGUUCACCAUCAUGGAGGUCACAGAACCUCCCCACGUUGGACGUUCACUGUCGUGGAGGUCACGGAACCUCCCCACGUUGGAUGUUCACCAUCACGGAGGUCACGGUGCUCCUGGAGAACCUCCCCACAUUGGAUGUUCAUCAUCAUGGAGGUCACGGUGCUCCUGGAGAACCUCCCCACAUUGGACAUUCAUCAUCAUGGAGGUCACGGUGCUCCUGGAGAACCUCCCCACGUUGGACGUUCACCAUCACGGAGGUCAAGGUGCUCCUGGACACCUGGGUCCCUUGGACAUUGGGGUGCCCACCACCCCCCCCCAAGACACUGGGGUUCCUGCCUUCCUCCCCUCCCCCCCCCCAGCCCUGUUUGGCUUCGUUAGGGCCCCCCUCGUUAACGGCAGCGGGGAGCCCCCUCAUUAAAGCUGCAGACGGUGCCAA